AACAUAAGUGAGCCGGGUGAAAUGAUAGUGCAAGGUUACGGGGAAGAUAAUGACUCUCUACAAAACUAUUUACCAGAUUUUGUUAGGCAAUCUGAGGACCAAGAUCUGAACACUCUUCCAGCUGCAUGUGUUGUGCCGAAUACAAUUAGAAUUCAUCGGGCUGUUAUCUUGAAUGAAUUGAUUCCCAUUUUCAAGGACCCAGUCAUUACGACCAAGCCUCUUCAAUUCAUUUUUGUGGAUGAAAAAGGCCAUGAUUCCCAAGGUCUAAGCAGAGAUGCAUAUGCUGCAUUUUGGGAAGCAUUUUGUUUGAAAUACACAGAUGGAGAGGAUUUCAGGAUUCCUAUAUUAUCAAAUGAACUAGGAGACACUGAAUGGGAAGCAGUUGGUAGAAUCCUUUUGAAAGGAUACAUGGAUUUAAAGUAUUUUCCAGUGAAUAUUGCCCCAGCAUUUUUUGUUGCAGUAUGUCAUGGCGAAGGUGCUGUUACUCCAGAAAUAUUGAAGAACUCAUUCCUGUCUUUCCUUUCUGCAACUGAAAAGGAUUUAUUAGGGCAUGCACUGUCAGAAGUCAGUUUUGACCUAGAUGAGUUGGUAGAAUUGUUGGACAGGUUUGAUUGCCACUGUAUUCCAAAUAAAGACAACCUUUCAUGUUUGGUUCUCCAAAUCAGCCACAGAGUCCUGAUACAAGAGCCAAAAUAUGCUAUGGAUGCUUUGCAGAGAGUUGGGCAAAUAAUUUGGAGAGAAGAGUUUCCAUCUGUCGACAUGAUUCUGUCAAUGUAUGCAAAAUCUGAGCCCACAGUGCCUAAAGUUUUGGCAUUAUUUUCUGCAAACCCCAUGUCAAAAGAACAAAAUGAAUCAUUCAAGUACCUCCAGAAAUUUGUGCGUGGUCGCAACAAGGAACAAUUGCGACAAUUACUUCGCUUCCUCACAGGGUCGGACAUGCUGUGUGUUUCCCAAAUUGAUGUAAGCUUUGUUGUUCGCUAUGGAGCAGGCAGGGUACCGACAGCACACACAUGCGGACCAGUGCUAGAACUUCCAUGCACCUAUGUUAGCUACCCAGAUUUUAGAAACGAGUGGGAGAGCAUCUUGCAAGCCAAAGAAAAUAUGAACAUGAUGAUUGCUUGAAGAAGUACUGCUACAUGAUGAUUCAUAUUUUGAAUUGA
Molecule: messenger RNA, 1160 nt
Organism: Mercenaria mercenaria
Lineage: Eukaryota; Metazoa; Mollusca; Bivalvia; Venerida; Veneridae
Exons: 1
Coding region: 22-1122 (366 amino acids)
Molecular function (GO): ubiquitin-protein transferase activity
Source: RefSeq, a predicted model, not a curated record